This is a messenger RNA of Rhinichthys klamathensis goyatoka, 865 nucleotides long. Its product is annotated as tumor necrosis factor receptor superfamily member 14-like. Gene Ontology annotation, cellular component: external side of plasma membrane; membrane. The record is from RefSeq and is a predicted model, not a curated record. The coding region runs from base 38 to 736 and encodes 232 amino acids. Gene Ontology annotation, biological process: negative regulation of alpha-beta T cell proliferation; positive regulation of peptidyl-tyrosine phosphorylation; defense response to Gram-negative bacterium. The transcript is spliced from 5 exons. Gene Ontology annotation, molecular function: transmembrane signaling receptor activity; protein binding. NCBI's taxonomy places the organism in Eukaryota, Metazoa, Chordata, Actinopteri, Cypriniformes, Leuciscidae.
UCUGGACCAGUGAAGAUGAUUUUAUUAGUCCCCUGAAAUGUGCAUAUACUAUAAUCUCUCAACAUUACUAACACUCAUCAUGAAAAUCAUGCUUUGCAUGGCAACUUGUAAUAAUGCAGAAUAUGAAAUUAAUGGAGAGUGUUGUCCAAUGUGUGAUCCAGGAAAGCGAGUUUAUAGGCAUUGUGAUGAGACCACAAGCACUACAUGUGAUUCGUGCCGUGUGAUGACCUAUACUAACAGUCCUAAUGGGUUGACCAAAUGUCUGCCAUGUUCAGUCUGUGAUCCAAGUAAUGGUCUGAGAGUAAAGCAGGCAUGUACAUUAAUAUCAAAUACAGUGUGCGAACCCAUGCCAGGUUAUUACUGUAUAGACCUGCACUUAAGCUGUCCAAAGGCUAUGAAACAUUCAACCUGCUCACCUGGACAAUAUGUCAACCAAACCGGAACUGAAUUUAGUGAUACAGUGUGUAAUGACUGUCCUGCUGGUUCAUAUUCAGAUGGUACAUUCUGCAAUUUACAUACAAAGUGUGAAUCUCUUGGCAAAAUAACAGUCAUGUCAGGAACACAGACGUCUGAUGCUGAGUGCAGAAAUGGAACACCUUUACUGAUUGUGUUGUCGGUGAUUAUAGUGUGUCUGGUGUUAUUUGUCAUAAUUGUUGUUGUUGUUGUUAUUAUUGUAAAGAAAACAAAAAAUCAAUAUAGUGUAACUUCUCCCCAAGAUUUGAACCUGCAUCUUUAAACUGUUUCCCAACGCAGUGUAAAAGGCCAUUUGACAAAUUUAAUAAACUAACGAUUAAAUUGAUUUACUUAUGUUCAGUGACAUGGAGAUAAAAUGUAUAACUUCUGAAGCCACUUUGUAUAAAGUCUA